AUGCCCUCACCCCGCAACGCGCGCCCGCGCAAGCCAUCCCGCAACGCCCGCGCCCCCGCCCGCGUUCCUCACCCGCGCGCGUCGCCCUCGCCGCCGAUUAUUCCUCGCCUCGAUUGCAUCCUGCGGCAUCCAUCUCCACCUCACCGCGGCAGAUCCCCAUUUCUCGCGCCCCCUCCCUCGCGCCUGCGACAUCCAUGCCGCCCUCGCCCUCCCGCUAAUCUCGCCGCGGUGAAGGUGGAAUCUCCGCGGCCCUCGCCCUCCCGUGUAGAUCCCUCUCCUCGAUUGCAUCCCAACGACAUCCAUCUCCACCUCAUCGCGACAUCCAUGGCAUGCCGUGCGUGGCCCCGUCUACGUCCUGCGCAUCUCGCCGUGGUGAAGAUGGAAUCGCCGCGGCAUCCAUGCCGCCCUCGCCCUCCCCCUAAUCUCACCGCGGUGGAGGUGGAAUCGCCGCGGCCCUCGCCCUCCCGCGCAGAUCCCAUCUCCCGCACCCCUCCCUCGCGCCUCGAUUGCCACGCCGCGGCUUCCAUCUCCACCCCCAGAUCACGCCGCUGCCGCUACCGUCGCACAGGCCGCCGGACCCGCUUGGGGCCGCCGAUGGGUGGGGCGACAGGACGACGCACGCGCCCAGGUGUGGGGAAGUGCUUUGUUGGGCUCAUGGAGAAGAACUUCUAUAGCUCGGAGAAUGCAAAGAUCCUAGGUUGUGAGAAAGUUCCAUCAAAUGUUGACUGGGAGUGCAGUUUCAUGUACCGUCAUCAGCCAGAAUCAAACAGCCAUGAUAUUCCUGAGCUGCUUCGUGCAAUGGUAUCUGAAUAUGCAGAAGAGGUUAUCAAACUGGCUGAACAGCUCGCAGCAGCCAUGAGUGAAAACCUUGGGCUAGACAAGGGCUACAUCGAGAAGGAGUUUUCUAAACCUUUCGUAGGCGUCAAGGUGGCAAAGUACCCCAGGUGCAGCCAUCCAGAGCUUGUAAUGGGUCUCAGGGAGCACACUGACGCUGGGGGGAUCAUACUUCUAUUUCAAGAUGAACUGAUCCCAGGUCUGGAGUUUCUGAAAGACGGUAGGUGGAUGGCAGUACCUCCAACACAAGGCAACAGGAUCCUUGUAAACCUUGGAGAUCAGAUUGAAGUGAUAACCAAUGGAACCUACAAGAGCAUAUGCCACCGGGUCCUUCCCAACAAGAACGGGAGCCGCCUAUCCAUCGCAACAUUCUAUAACCCUGGUGCCGACGCCAUAAUCUGCCCAGCUUCAAAGCUCACAUAUCCUAGCCAAUAUCGUUUCCAAGACUACCUUGAUUUCUAUUCUACUACCAAGUUUACCGAUAAGGUAUUUAGGUUCCAGACUACAAAGGCAAUAUUGAAGUGA
Molecule: messenger RNA, 1359 nt
Organism: Zea mays
Lineage: Eukaryota; Viridiplantae; Streptophyta; Magnoliopsida; Poales; Poaceae
Product: 1-aminocyclopropane-1-carboxylate oxidase 1
Exons: 3
Coding region: 1-1359 (452 amino acids)
Source: RefSeq, a predicted model, not a curated record